AAUGACAAUGAAAAGCACCCUCAUUCUGGGUUUGCUCUUUGCUGGAUGUUUUUUAGCCAUAAAUGGUCUUCAGCAGCAGAAGCCCCCUGAUAAAAAUCAUCAAGGUACACACCAGGCCAGACACCCACUCCAGGAGUCAGAGGAGAGACGAGCUGGAAAACAAAUUGUUGGCCGAAACACUGAGUUUGCAUGUAAGAUGUACCAAGAGAUAACCCAGAAAAGUAAAGAUGAAAACCUCUUCUUCUCCCCUUUGAGUGCUUCCACUGGUUUCUCCAUGUUGACCCUGGGGGCAAAAGAUUACACUCUGUCUCAACUAAGUGAAAGUCUCAACCUAAGGAAUGUGCCCACGAAGAGUAUCUAUGAAGGCUUCCAUUACAUCAUUCACAGUCUUAAUAAACCUGACAGAGAUCUCAAGCUCCACUUGGGCAAUACUCUAUUCAUCGAGGACCAGCUGACAGUCCAGAAAAGGUUUCUGAAUGAUGUCAAGAGUAUUUAUGAAACAGAAGCCAUCCCUGUGGAUCUCAAGGACCCUCAGAAAGCCAUUACACAAAUCAAUGAUUAUGUCAGUCAGAAAACCCAUGGGAAAAUUAACCAUUUGAUAAAGAAUCUGGAUCAGGGCAUGAUGUUACUUCUGAUUGGCCAUAUUUACUUUCAAGCUGAAUGGGAAAAGAAGUUUAACCCAAAGGACACAAAAGAAGAUGACUUCUUUCUGAUCAAUGGGAAAUCAGUGAAAGUCCCCAUGAUGUACCGAGGUGGCAAGUACAAAACUGCUUAUGACGACCAGCUCUGCUGUACAAUUCUAGAAAUACCUUUUACAGGAAACAUGACAGGGCUUUUCAUACUCCCAGACAAGGGGAAACUGAAGAGAGUGGAAGAAGGGCUCAAUAAGAACAAGCUGACCCAAUGGAGGCAAUCACUGAAGUGCAGUCCUGUUGAUGUGUCUAUGCCCAAGUUUACCAUCUCUGGUACCUAUGACAUGAAAAAGUGUCUCUCUGGGCUUGGUGUCACCCGAAUCUUUGAUGGAAGUGCUGAGCUUACCAAAAUCAGUCCCCAGAAGACUCUGAAAGUUAGCCAGGCUAUUCAUAGAGCUGUGUUGAAGAUGGAUGAAAAAGGAGCAGAAGCUGCUGGAGGAACUGGCAUUGAGACCCUGCCAAUGACCAUUCCCCAAGUCCUAAAAUUCAACCAACCCUUUGUCAUGAUGGUUAUAGAUAACAUCACCCAGUCUCUUCUCUUCAUGGGGAAAAUAAUGAACCCAAAAUGAAAUUCAAAU
Molecule: messenger RNA, 1270 nt
Organism: Phascolarctos cinereus (koala)
Lineage: Eukaryota; Metazoa; Chordata; Mammalia; Diprotodontia; Phascolarctidae
Gene: SERPINA12
Product: serpin family A member 12
Molecular function (GO): serine-type endopeptidase inhibitor activity
Source: RefSeq, a predicted model, not a curated record